AUGUUGAGAGGAACCAAAGGGUUUUUCGUCGUCAAAGUCAGCCGUAUUACCUUCAAAGAGAAGAAGCCGAAGAGAAAUCCACCGCGCAACUUGGAACAGCAGCAUACGGACCCACCAACCGUCGUACCGCCUUCUCACAGUGGUGGAGCAGGCUAUAAUAAGGGGCCAUAUUAUACUGGAACUUGUUAUUAUCCAUCUCAACCAAAACCACUGUCCAGUCCACCUCCCAGUUUGGAUAUUCCCAGUCCAGUGGCUCCUCCGAGGAAAGAUCCCGCAGACGGUGCUCUUGAUUCACCGGUUCAUUUCAAAGUUGUGAAAGGAGAAUGCGGCCGAGGUUCGCCCCCGAAAGGAAAUCGUGAUGUUCCCCCAGGAUAUCCCGCACUUCCUUUCACAGACAGUCCUCGUCAACCAGUUCCUCCAAAGGGUUAUUGUGAGAUAGUCUGUCCUGGUUACCACCCGGAUGGUCGUUAUGAUGAAGUCCCCGAAUCCCCUCCUCGUGGCAAAGGAGACUGUGGCAGAGUCCCCAACAGGAGACCUGAUGAUUGUUCUUCUCCUCCUAAUGCAACCCGUCCGGUGCCUUCUCCCACGGAUAUUCCUGAUCAGGUACCUUCUCCCGGCGGUCCUGAUUUGCCGCUUUGUCGAUGCCAUCUGGAAAGGAACGUCCUGCUGAGCAAGAUGCCGGGACGAGUGACGCAAAUCGUCUGCCGAAGGGUGACCAGUUUUUUUACUACUUCUCAUAAGAAAUCUGGAACGGAAUGUUCACGAAAUUCCAGAGAAAGUUUUAGUUGCUGUACUGGUAUGCAGACUGUGAUGUGA
Messenger RNA from Cooperia oncophora, 816 nucleotides. The record is from the annotation of a GenBank genome assembly. Lineage: Eukaryota; Metazoa; Nematoda; Chromadorea; Rhabditida; Trichostrongylidae.